GCGUACCUGCUAAAUAUUCCCAGCUGGAAUUGGAAGAGAGGAGAUGACUGCGUCUGUCUGGCGGAACUGAAGUUAGGUUUCUUAGCUCAGAGCUGCUUGGCUCCUGGUUUUUCAACGUUGAUGGCUAAUCUCUUUAGUAUGAGAUCCUAUAAGACGUUAAGUCCUGAUAUGCCACAGUGGCUGAAUGAUUACUUACGAGGCACCGGCAUGGAGAUGUACACGGAACUUCUCUCCAACUCAUUUGCAGGACUCACUUUUCCAGAAGCUGCUGAGUUGUGUUUCUUGAAGUUGAAGCUGCUGCUGAUCGCCAUCGAAGCUAGGCAGGAAGGCGCCGACGAGAGUUACAUCCUCAUCAACCCUAGGUACGACGUCAAACUCGAAUCCAACAUCAGGGGUUUCUUCAUUGCAGAGUCUGCUGAUGAAGUUAAGAGGUGA
Helobdella robusta is the source of this 435-nucleotide messenger RNA. RefSeq lists its product as hypothetical. The annotation marks the transcript as partial. Gene Ontology annotation, biological process: potassium ion transport. Lineage: Eukaryota; Metazoa; Annelida; Clitellata; Rhynchobdellida; Glossiphoniidae. The record is from RefSeq and is a predicted model, not a curated record. Gene Ontology annotation, cellular component: postsynaptic membrane. Gene Ontology annotation, molecular function: large conductance calcium-activated potassium channel activity. The transcript has 3 exons.